GCCGGGGGCCAGCCCCACUCCCGCCAGGCAGGGCCGCUGGACCGAGUGGACAUGGAGACCUGGGGACUAGAGAGAAAUGAAGUAUACCCCCCACCUUGCCGUCCUGGCCGCCACGUUCCACUCCAGUGUUCGUCCAGCACCCCGUCUCCCCAAGUUCCGGCCCUCGAACACUUUCAUCUCCCUGCUUUAAUCCCCAACACAUCCUCCUGAGGUGGGAGUCACUGACACCAUCUUCAAAGUAGAAAACGGAGGUCCCAAGAGUUCCCAUAGGAGCUUGCCAGUCACAGGGCUGUGACAUGGCCCUGCUGUUAGUUUGAUCCAGAUCAGUCCGACCCAAAACCUGAGCUUCCAGAGGAGCCUGAGGAAGUAGCCUUUGAGCCCAGGCUUGGAGGUGUUCAGAAUGGUUUGAUCCCUAUCCAGCUGAAUUCCUGAGACCAGACGAAAUCCAGGUCUCCUACUCCUCUGUCAUCUUGCUCCACCCCCCAGAGAUGGCUUCUUGUCAGAGUAGCUUGCUGUUCCAGUGAGGCUGAUGGGGAUGAGGCAGCAGCGCCCACCUGCUACAUGGAGAGCGGCAGCGAGGAGCUGUGGUUGCAGACCCUGAGACACGGAGCUCGUGUGAUUCCGAGGCUGCCACAGAUCUGAUGGAGGCAGAGGAGGGGGAGGUGCUGACAGAGGCUGAGAUGAUGCCUGAGGUCUCCAGCGAUGACUGGGAGGUCAACUCCGGAACCUGAGGAACGGCAAGGCCAGCAGAAACACCAGACUGUGCAAGGUUCAGAGAAGAGCCACCGUGCUGCUUUUCCAGGAUGUCUGAGCUCUGCGUGUGGCAAAGGUGUGUCUUCUGGAUCCUCCCCUGACCAUCUGUUGGGUGGAUGAGCAGGUAACAUGGCUUCUGGGGACAGAGUGCCAACUUCUGGCUGUGCGGGUCCCUGCUCUUUGCCGCUCUCCUGGGCUUCUUCAGGCACUGAGCAAAAUGCUGAUGGACAUUCUCGUAUCUUCUCUGGACAACCUAUAAGAUAUGCAUUACUAUCCCCAUUUUACACCUGAGAAACUGAGGCUCCAGAGGUUCGGGUGACACCCAGGUUCCAAGGACCUCAGGGAGCACCGAGACCCUGUGGCACCUUCCCUGUCAUGCCUUCGAGUAUUUGGAGCCACCUGUCACCGUGCCCUGCAGUUUCCCUCUGUGACCCAGUCUGAAACCCCUCACCCCGUCUGGCCUGACCGUCUGUUACACUCAGGUGCCCAGAGUGGCAGCCCAACGGCUCUGGGGUUGGACGUGACGGGUCUGGUGUUGGAGGUUGGGGUUCGGGGGUCAGGGGUCAGGGGUCGGGGUCUGACCUCUAUUCUCGAUCUCGAUGCCAUGGUUCUUUUGACUUACUCACCCAGCACCCUGUUCCUCUGCAUUGUUCUGUGUUUACAUUUCAUUUUAUCUUCUUUUCCCCUCAUUUUGACAUAUCUUGGAUUGUCUUUUUAAUUGUUUUAGACGGAUAAAUGUUUAGAACUCAAAAGAUUCAUCUGAUUAUUUUCUUCUUGGAAAAUUUUCUUUUAGAGCAGAUUAUGUUUCCCUUUGGACUUUGCCUCCUCAUGUGUUCCUUUCAUAAAAUAUUUGUGGAUGUAGAAUUUUUACAUGUUCUCUUUGAGUAUAACUUAAAAACCCCAUCCUGAUGUGAGUAAGCCUAUAUGAGCACCUCCGGCCCUUUUCAAAAGCUCACAAUAAGAGCUCUUUCUUCAAAUGAACAUUUAGAUUUUAAAAUAUGACCUCAAUGUGCAAAGAGCGAUUUAAAAAUCUCUUGCUGCCUUUUUUUUUUUUUUCUAAUUCACACAAACUAGGAUAAGUCCUAGGACAGAAUUCUUCAAUGGGCAAAAUUACCUUCUAAUUUGGAAAAAGGAAAACGUCCCCCACCGACGGAGCCCCAGCCUUAGCCACGUCGCGGUUUUGGCUCCCCAGGGUUCUGCCGCAAGGCUCCUAGGGCUGUCGACAGCACUUCUCUCUGGUCUGUGGCCAUCGGGGCCCCUCCAUCCUCACCAGCAUCUGCUGGAGAGUGGUGUCACCAGGAGAGGUGGUACAUACAGGGGGUGAAGUCAGGGAGGGGGCAUGACGUGAAGUCCGUCUGGACGAUUUGAGCUUGAGGAGCCUGCGGACCUCCAGGGAGCGGUCUGCGUGGAAAGAGAGAAUGUGAGGUAUCCGCACACGUGGGUUGCUGCAGUCUGAGAGCUGAUGAGGUCAUGAGGAGUUGGACAAGGUCGUGGGGGAUGUAGCUCCCGUGUUCUCCCCGUGGGUCGCCCUGUGCUGGCAUCAUCAGCUCAGCUGCAUUCAUGCCCUCACCCCUGUCUUGCUCAUGCGUUCACUCCCUACACACCUGUGAGGCUCCAGCCUGGGUGCCUGGGACCCCGAGCCGAUUCAGGCACUGUCCCUGCCCCGAAGGUGGCAAUGUGGAGGGGCUGAGGUUAGACGCUCACACGCUAACCCAAAUCCCACCCACGCUGCAGGGAGAGACCACUUCACAGGGACACACAGACGCUUCCUGGAGGAGGGCGUGCUUAUUCUGGGACCAGCAGUGCUUGGAUGGGGGAAGUCAGGGCAGGGGAGGGGAGGGCAGGAGAGCUACUCAGCGUUACAUCACACCCCCCCACCGUGUCCCCAGUAUUCACUGAGCGAGCGGUCGAGCCACAGAUAAGACUGUGGUUUCCUCCAGCUCUGACGCUCAGCAAGCGAGCCACGGAGCUUGUGACCUGCCCUUCGGCUUCUGUUCUCUGUGUGACAGUGUUGUUAGAAAACAGGAAGGAGGCAGGGCUCUGGACUUCAGAGUGUCCGCAGAACCCCCAGGGAGCUUGUUAGGAAGAGAGAUUUCUACACACACCCCUCCUCACUGCUCAGGACUCUGCAGGGGGUCUGGAAUCGCCUCUAGGUGAAUCUGAUGCCGGGGUCCCCAUCCAUGCUAUUGGUUACUAUGGUGAUGAGAUUGUGUUACAAUGGUCCGGUUGCCUGGCCGGGGUGGGGAGGGGGCCAGCAGGGCUCUGCUUGGGCCCCGCAUCUGUGUUCUCAGGAGCCAGAGACCAAAAGCGUCAGAAUAUGUGUGUUAAAGUCGCAGCCUGUCUGUCCUCCUGCCCAGCGAAGACUCAACUUCACACUCUUGUUUGUCGCCCAGCAAUGUUUUCAGCCUGAUUCCCGGAUGGGGGCAGAGAAGAGAGUCUCAAAGGAUGACCGCGGCGUGGUCCCACAGCAGAUGCUUGAGACAAAGCAGUUCAGUGGAAGCAACUGCCACCUGGACACCUGCAGAGUACCUGAGGUACCCAGGAUGGUUUACGCCAAGGCCCAGGUCCUCAAGCCCACGAGGGCCGACGUACUGGUCAUGACCCCCUGGUUUGCUCCCAUCAUCUGGGACGGAGUCUUUGACUCUACCAUUCUGGACGCGCAGUUCCAAAACGCCACCAUCGGGCUGACCGUGUUUGCCAUCAAAAAAUACACGAUCUUCCUGGAGCUGUUCCUGCAGACGGCGGAGAAGCACUUCAUGGUGGGACACAGGGUCACCUACUAUGUCUUCACCGACCGGCCCGCCGAUGUGCCCAGGGUGCCCCUCGCUGAAGGGAGGCAGCUGGUGGUCCUGGAGGUCCGAAACUAUGCGCGCUGGCAGGAUGUGUCCAUGCACCGCAUGGAGAUGAUUAGCAACUUCUCGCGGCAGCGCUUCCUCCGCGAGGUGGACUACCUGGUGUGCGUGGACGUGGACAUGAAGUUCAGCGACCACGUGGGUGUGGAGAUCCUGUCCCCCCUCUUCGGCACCCUGCACCCCGGUUUCUACAGGGCGGCCCGCGAGGGCUUCACCUACGAGCGUCGUCCGCGGUCCCAGGCCUACAUUCUGAGAGAAGAGGGUGACUUUUACUACGCAGGAGGCUUUUUUGGGGGUUCGGUGGUCGAGGUUCUCCAGCUGACCACGGCCUGUCACCAGGCGAUGGUGGUCGACCGGGCCAAUGCGAUCGAGGCCGUGUGCCAUGACGAGAGCCACCUGAACAGGUACCUUCUCUACCACAAGCCCACCAAGGUGCUCUCCCCGGAGUACCUGUGGGAUGAACGGAUGCUGCAGAGGCCUCCUUUCCUCAGGAAACUGCGCUACGUGGCGGUGCCCAAGAAUCAUACAGAAAUCCGGAACUGAAGAGCCCGGGGCCCAGGGAGGUCUCCAUACAAGGCUGCAGCCUUAGCAGGUCUUGCCCUGGGCAAGGGAUCAACCAAAGAUUUGAUGCUAUGGAUGAGUCCCUGGGCCUCGGUUUCCUCUUCUCGAGAGGCUCCCACCACUCGUCCUUGUAUUGAAACUGGGCUCAUCCUUCAUGGUGCCCACAAGGUCACCUUCCCCAGGAAAGUUUCUUUGAUUGUCUCUUCCUCCUCCUAUUGAAAUACACUGCUCUUCACUCUGCAUCCCUAUAAAGCACUUAGUGUAUUCCUUUGGCCAGAUCUGCUGCCAUUCUGCUCACCUUGCCCAUUGGUCUUGCUCAUUACAAUGUGAGCUCCUGAUGGCAGAAGCUAAGACUUCUUCUUACAGGUCAGUACCUACCACGGUGCCUUACGCCCAGAGACUCUCAAAGCAUGACCCCUAAACACCUGCUGUACCCUGUCCCCAGACAAUGGGAGAGGCCCAGCCUGAAAGCACUUUCCUGGGUUUCGUUUGUGUGUAUGAUAGCUUGUUGCUCUGGGUGGUUUGUCUUUUUCUUAUGGACUUUGGGGAGUUUGUUUUGUGUUUUGGGUGUUAGUACUUUUCUCAGACACAUGCUAAAAAUUUCUUCUUCUAGUUUGUAUGUUGCUACUUCAACUCUUUUACCAUAGGUAAAUUUAAGAACUCAUCUCCUGCUUUGAAAUCCUGAAGAUAGUGCCUUAUGUUAGAAGAUAGUGUCCAAAAGCUUUAUGUUUUUGCCUCACACUUAGGUCUUUAAUCUACCGAUAAUGAUUUGUGUGUGCUUUUAAUGUAAGGAUUUGAUUUAAUUUUCCUUUCUCUGGAUAACCAUUAUCUGAGCACCACUUAUUGAAAACAUGUUUGAAAACUUUCGGGAAAGUUCUUUUCCCUGACUUGCACUAUCUUCAGCCUCCUACUGUCAACUGUCCCCAUGUGCCUGGGUCUGUUUCUUGGUCUGUCCUUGUGGCGAUGACACACCAUCUUCGUUACUCUAGGCACAUAAUCACAUCUUGCUAUCUGGUCCGGCAAGUCCUCCCGCCUGAUUCUUUAAGAGUAUUUUGAUUGCUCUUGGCCUGUUGCAUUUCCAUCUCACAUUUAAAUCUUCUGUCAAAUUACAGAAAGGAGCCAGCUGGAGUUUUCAUAUAAUUUAAUUUAUUUAUUUAUGUUUUUGAGAGAGAGAGAGAGCGAGCGAGCGAGAGAGCGUGCAGGCGAGAGUUGGGGGUAGGACAGAUGGGGAGAAUCUUAAGCAGGCUCCAUGCCCACUGUGGAAACUGAUGGGGGCUCGAUCUCACGACCGUGAGAUCAUGACCUGAGCCAAAAUCAAGAGUCAGACACUUAACCGACUGAGCCAGCCAGGUACCCCUGGCUGGAGUUUUCGUCAGAAUUGUGCUGAGCUGAGCAGCGGUGCCCAGUGGCUGCUGGAGGUGGCCACAGGAGCGCCCCUCCCAUCCACCCGAAGGCUCACAAGCCAGGGCUGAUUCUUCUGAGGCUGGGAUGGAGACUGCCGCUUCCUCUCCCCCAGCACCUGGUGGUUCGCUGGUGGCCAUGGGUGCUCCUCGAGGGCUGGUGCGUCCCCCAAAACUGCCCCCAUCUCUGCAGGCCAUCCUCCCUGUGUGCCCGUCUGGCCCUUCCUGAGCAGGUGACAGCUCCCAGAACACAACACACAAGAUCCUUCUGUUGCAGGAAUUCUCUGCCUUUAGUGCCCGCAGUUCUUGGUCCUGCCACUUCAAAGAAUGAAGAGGUAGACCAGAUGAAGAGUGGUGGGCAGCAAAGCAAAGUUUAUUGAGCAAGAGUGUUAAGCUCCCAGAGAUGGAGGGGGGCCCAAGUGGAGGGGGGCCUGAGAGGGUUUCCCUGGAGUUUCUAAGUUUAGGGGUUUUUAUGAGCUCUUUUGCAAAACCAUCUUAAGCAACCAGGGCAAUGCUGAGUCCUGCAAAUCAAGGCUUUGGUCACGUAUCUGUCUACCUAUUAGGUUAAUGUCAAUGUGUUGAUGGUCUUUUUUUGCUGACACCUGAGGGCUAUGUCUUAACUGCCCCUUACGCAUGAUAGGGACAAAUGGCUUGUGGUUAAUUGCCUUAUUUUAGGACGUUUUGCAGAAGUCAUGUCUGCAAAGGCUGCAAAGCAGAAUGUUAGUGUGGUGGUGUCUGAGAGCAAAACAGGAUGUUAGUGCUGUUUUAUCUUAGCUGUCCCGACUCCAUAUUUUCAUGUUGGGGACCCUGGCCCUGACUACCUAACUGUCCAACUAACUCUUAACACUUCCUUCAAAAAUUGCUUGUUGAAGAAACCAGCUCUUGAGAUUGAAAACGAAAAAUCAGAGUUUCCCCAUUUCUUUCAUUUUCGGUUCAUUUUCUCUCUCCCUGUUCUUGUCCAUUGUUCUCAUGCCUUGGAGCAUGUUGCCCUGAGUAUCCCCGCCCUCUGGUGCAGACAGUUUACACUCCCUCGGUCUUAAAUGCAAUAACAAAUCAAGACCAGCUCCCCAGACCGUGUCCAGCCAGAGUCACCCAUAGACAGCGCCCUGCGGAGCCUCCGUCGCUGGCCCGGGCUGGCCCUGCUGUCUUUCUUACUUGAAGUGGAAUGUCGCUGGGGAUUCAGCGCAGGAGACUGUGCCUGUGGUUAUUGCCCGGUACCCUCUCUUGUUACACUGAGAAUGUUUCCCUCUGGUCUUGCUAAAUGAGAAUUGUAGUUUUGUCCCUUAAAUCAGGAGUGGAUUUUGAGUUGGGUCAAGUCUUUUUGUAGUCUCCUGUGAGAAUCAUCUAACGUUUCUCUUACUGUUAAUAUAAGUGACUUAUAAAUGCGAAGUCCUUAUUUCUGGACUUUGUUACCCUCGCAGACUGGGAUUGACCCUACUUGGUCGUGGUGCAUUACUCUGCCAUCUUGGUUUUCUUUCUUCUGUCUGUAGUCACCAGGACCCACCCAUCUAUGGCGGUCGUUUGGGAUCUCCUCGGGAGACUUUGCCAUCGUGGUCCAGACAGUCUGGGAGAUUGGAUACAGAACCUUAUUUUCUAUCCUCUGGGAUAGCUGAAUCAUCUCGAGGUCUUUGUU
Molecule: messenger RNA, 7199 nt
Organism: Zalophus californianus (California sea lion)
Lineage: Eukaryota; Metazoa; Chordata; Mammalia; Carnivora; Otariidae
Gene: ABO
Product: ABO, alpha 1-3-N-acetylgalactosaminyltransferase and alpha 1-3-galactosyltransferase
Exons: 13
Coding region: 2916-4148 (410 amino acids)
Biological process (GO): carbohydrate metabolic process
Cellular component (GO): Golgi apparatus; membrane; vesicle
Molecular function (GO): glycoprotein-fucosylgalactoside alpha-N-acetylgalactosaminyltransferase activity
Source: RefSeq, a predicted model, not a curated record